AUGCCGUCAUUAAAAGAAGAGGUACCUUUUGAAAAUAGAGUAGCAGAAACACAUAAAAUUCGAGCAAAAUAUCCGAAUAGAAUACCUGUAGUUUGUGAAAAAGCUAGUAGAUCAGAUUUGCCAGCUAUUGAAAAAAAAAAAUUUCUUGUUCCUAUGAAUAUGCUAGUUGGUGAAUUUAAGUUUAUUCUUCAUCAACACAUUAAUCAGUGUGCAUAUGGAAAUAAUAUGAAAAUGUUUAGAGAAAAGACAAUUUAUAUAUUUGUUAAUAAUAUUGUACCUAAAACUGGUUUGUUAAUGCAAGAAUUAUAUGAAAUGUAUAAAGAUGAAGAUGGAUAUUUAUAUCUUGAAUAUAGCUGUGAAAGUUGUUUAGGAUAA
Molecule: messenger RNA, 375 nt
Organism: Plasmodium gallinaceum
Lineage: Eukaryota; Apicomplexa; Aconoidasida; Haemosporida; Plasmodiidae
Gene: ATG8
Product: autophagy-related protein 8, putative
Exons: 1
Coding region: 1-375 (124 amino acids)
Biological process (GO): cellular response to nitrogen starvation
Source: RefSeq, a predicted model, not a curated record